AUGGUAACGAUGGUUUUUAAUUUAAAGGGUGAUAUAGAUGGUUUGAGAACUUUACGUUUAUUAGAUGCCAUCAGAAUUGUUGGUUUAGCAAACCAUGUUAGAUUUUAUCAGACAUCCACGUCUGAGCUUUAUGGCAAACCUGUAGAAACUCCACAGUCAGAAACCACACCAUUUUAUCCUCGUUCACCCUAUGGUGUAGCUAAACUUUAUGCCUAUUGGAUUGUUGUCAAUUACCGCGAGGCAUACAAUAUGUUUGCUUGUAAUGGUGUUUUGUUCAAUCACGAAUCUCCACGUAGAGGUCGUACUUUUGUAACUCGUAAAAUUUCUAGAGCCGUAGCUGAAAUUCACCUAGGUAAACAAAGCUGUCUAUAUCUUGGUAACAUUGAUUCUAAGCGUGAUUGGGGUCAUGCAAGAGAUUAUAUUGGUUAG
Entrophospora sp. SA101 is the source of this 429-nucleotide messenger RNA. Lineage: Eukaryota; Fungi; Glomeromycota; Glomeromycetes; Entrophosporales; Entrophosporaceae. The record is from the annotation of a GenBank genome assembly.